GGCGCGGGGACUCCCGGACAAGACGGUGCGCGAGAAAUCGAGGAACGAGUGACAGCGGGACAGACCAGCCGGCCGUGAUCCCGGGCGGCUCCGGGGCGCGCCCGCGGCACCAGGUCUUUCUCGGAGCCGCUGCCAUGGGAGAGCCAGCCUUGGGCGUCGGGGACCAGCCGCCGCUGCUGCCGCGUCCGCCUCGGAGCCGCGGCCCCAGUCUCCGCGCCCGAAGUCGGCCCGCUGAGUCCCCCUCUUGGGCUGCAGGGCCGCCUCCGCCGCGCCGCCGGCCCCGGCUGUGCCUGUGAUGAGCCGCAGCCCGCCGCGAGCCCUGCCCCCGGGCGCGCCCCCCCGGUUGCUCCCGGCUGCUUCUGCGGCCGCGCCGCGCGCCCUGCUCCCGCCGUGGCCCAGGCGCCCGGGCCGUCGCUGGCCCGCGUCCCCGCUCGGAAUGAAGGUGUUCCGCAGGAAGGCGCUGGUGCUGUGCGCGGGCUAUGCGCUGCUGCUGGUGCUCACCAUGCUCAACCUCCUGGACUACAAGUGGCACAAGGAGCCGCUGCAGCAAUGCAGCCCCGACGGGCCGCUCGGUGCCGCGGCGGGGGCGGCUGGGGGCGGCUGGGCGCGCCCGGGGCCGCCUCCGGCUGUGCAGCCCCACGCACACACCCGCUUGGACCUUCGUACUCCGUACCGCCCUCCUGCCGCCGCCGCAGCCGUCGGGGUGGCCCCAGCCGCCGCCGCAGCAGCAGGAGGAGCGGGGGCCGUGGCACCUCCUCGCAAUAGCACUCGGGGCACCGGGGGUGGCGGAGAAAAGAGGCAGUUGGUGUAUGUGUUCACCACGUGGCGCUCGGGCUCGUCUUUCUUCGGUGAGCUCUUCAACCAGAACCCCGAGGUGUUCUUUCUCUACGAGCCAGUGUGGCAUGUGUGGCAAAAACUGUACCCAGGGGACGCUGUUUCUCUGCAAGGGGCUGCGCGGGACAUGCUGAGCGCUCUCUAUCGCUGCGACCUCUCGGUCUUCCAGCUGUACAGCCCCGCGGGCAGCGGGGGGCGCAACCUCACCACGCUGGGCAUUUUUGGGGCAGCCACCAACAAGGUGGUGUGCUCCUCGCCGCUGUGCCCCGCCUACCGCAAGGAGAUCGUCGGGCUGGUGGAUGACCGCGUGUGCAAGAAGUGCCCGCCGCAGCGCCUGGCACGCUUUGAGGAGGAGUGCCGCAAGUACCGCACGCUGGUCAUCAAGGGCGUGCGUGUCUUCGACGUGGCCGUGUUGGCGCCCCUCCUGCGCGACCCGGCCCUGGACCUCAAGGUCAUCCACCUAGUGCGCGAUCCGCGUGCUGUGGCCAGCUCACGCAUCCGCUCGCGCCACGGGCUCAUCCGCGAGAGCCUUCAGGUGGUGCGCAGCCGGGACCCGCGAGCCCAUCGCAUGCCCUUCCUGGAGGCGGCUGGCCACAAGCUGGGCGUCAAGAAGGAGGGCGUGGGCGGCCCGGCGGACUACCACGCGCUUGGCGCUAUGGAGGUCAUCUGCAACAGCAUGGCCAAGACACUCCAGACGGCCCUGCAGCCCCCUGACUGGCUGCAAGGCCACUAUCUGGUCGUGCGGUACGAGGACCUGGUGGGAGACCCCGUCAAGACCCUACGGAGAGUGUACGACUUUGUGGGACUGCUGGUGAGCCCCGAAAUGGAACAGUUUGCCCUCAACAUGACCAGCGGCUCAGGCUCCUCCUCUAAGCCUUUCGUGGUGUCCGCGCGGAACGCCACGCAGGCCGCCAACGCCUGGCGGACGGCCCUCACCUUCCAGCAGAUCAAACAGGUGGAGGAGUUUUGCUACCAGCCCAUGGCCGUGCUGGGCUAUGAGCGGGUCAAUAGCCCCGAGGAGGUCAAAGACCUCAGUAAGACCCUGCUCCGGAAGCCCCGGCUCUGAGAGGGUUUCCUGGGAGAGCCGACUCCCGGUGGAGACGCCCACAGGAGGACUGUGGUGUAUUUAAACAAAAACAGCCCAGACCCAAACUGAGGAAGCCCACAUAUUCUAUUAUAGAUAUAUAAUAUAAAUAACCACACAGGCACUUGCUGUCAAUGUUUUGAGUCAUUGAAUUUCAAGGAACAGCCACAAUAUACACACAUCUCAGCAAAGGCAAGACUUGAAAGUUCUGACCAGCUCCCCCACCCCCUCUCCCCUGCCUCUUCUCCCUUCCUUUUUGCCCCCUUUCCUACCCUCUCUCAUACCUGCCUUCCCUUUUGAAGUGGGAUGUUGAUUAAAUCAAGAUCCAGUAACUUAAAUCUUGUUUACAAAAUUUUCGUGGUAUCUGUGAACAUGUAAAAGAGUAAUUUGGUUGUGAGGGGUGGGGGUGGAGAAAGGGGAAGUUGUCCAGGAGCGCAGAGCUCCUUUGGGCACGAUAAACCGAGGAGGCAUUCUUCUAAAAGUAGACUUGUGUAAAAAGCAAAGGUUCUACGUGAGUAUUAAUAAAAAAGAUAAUAAAUAAUAUUCUUUUUAAUAUUUGCCUCCAUUACUUUGGAUUGACCUGUGCUACUUCUCUUGUGUAGCUUCAGACUUUGCUUCCCCUCCCCCCACCUCCUCUCCCCAUUCUGUUUCCUAGAAAACUGCUAGGAUGGGUGGGAACAGCUUCUGACUCCUUGAUAAGAACCUUUGAGUAGUUUUCUCACAUGUAAAUCACAGCCUGUCAGGUGAGCAGGAGUGGGGACCAAGCAGGGCGGUGGAGGGAAAACUCACACUACUUUCCUGUUUCACUUUGAGCACAGAAAGGAAGAAGCAGCCCUUGGGGCUUUGAAGGCAUUCGGUUUUGAUUACUGUUCAGUUAAGACUGGCAACCUUGAAGCAAAGACAUGUUUUGGUUCUGAGGUUAGUUCAGAAAAAGGACUUUUUUUUUUUUUUUUAAGAAUAUAAGUAAGAUAUCUGAGGAUUAAAACACAGACCUCAGAAAUCAGCAUGAAUGUAUUGUUGAUGAUAGCAGCAAAUUCUUUGGUUAGAAAAAUAAUAAGUAUAUGUGUCUGGAGUGUUCUUCUGCCUGUGACCCAGUAAAUGGAGGCAUUUGAAAAGGGAAGUUUCACCUGAGAGCUAGAAGGGCACUCACAGGCUUUUCCUUUUCUUUCUUGGUUCCCAUUCAAAUCAGUGCAAAACAGAAUGUGAAUUGGUUGUGGCUUACGUGGGAUGCCCACGAGGGUGCAUUACUUUUCCUGACUGUGUUUCCUAAAAGUAAAAUUGCAAAGAAGCUGUAACAUGUUGCAGACAGCAUAAGGCUUCAGUCAAGAGCUCCUUUUAGAUACGAAAAUGAAUUCUGGGAAAGAGGAAAUGAAAAUGAAUUAUGAGUAAGUGUGUUGGAUUUUGAGAUUUGGUAUUUUCCAGGGAGAAAACCAUGCCAGUUUUCCUGCAACAGUGAUGGUGUGCUGCUGUCCUGAGAUUUUGACUGAAGCAUUCUGUAUUACAGUACGAAGUUUUAAACCCUAAGUAAGGAAUGAGAGACAGUGUAGUUAUAUAUUUCAUUAGAGAUGGUACGAGUUUGAGAUCAUCAUGACUUUAUUUUGCUAUAAUUUAUUGUGAAAUCUCUGCAGGCCAAGCUGUGUUGGCUAAACGCGAGGGAUCUGAAGGAAAAUAUGAUGAAAAAUAAUAUGUACAUGGGAAAGAUUUUAACACAGUUGAUUCUUAAGUAAUUUUCAUUACAAUGUGAAAUCUAACUACACUGUUGAGAGUUCAAGAUAAAGAAGCACAGAAGUUAGAAAAACAGAGUUGUGUUUAGCAAUGGAUUUUAUAACGUACUCUAGAAUGACUAGUUCUUAAUUUCCUAAAAUAGUUUGUAGUAUUGUGUUGUUUAAAUCAGACGACAGCUAUGACACAUGGAUCAUGUUUUCUAUGCUAUUUUCACGGUAGCGCCUCUGCCCAAAUCAUUGGCAGCAACAGAAUAUUUGCAAUAGCUUUCAUUGAAGAAUACUAAAAUUAAGUGAACAAAAUAAAUAUUAAUGUCAGACAACUAUAGGUGAAACAGGUUUAACAGGGAAUCAAGACUGCAUCAUUAAAAGGCAACCAUUCUGAAUAAAAAACCACGGGAAAACAGACUUCAUGUGGCAUUAGAAUCAGCUCUUAUCACUUGAUCACAGUAAAAUUCAUGCUUCGUUUUUGAGUGAAGGAUUUUUUAAACAGUGGAAUUCAUUCUUCUCUCAGUAUAUCUAAGGACUUGGUGUUAAAGUUGAAUUUCGAUGUGUUUGGAUCUUGUAUCUAAAAAAAAAAAAAAACCAAAAAACAAACAAACAAACAAAAAA
Molecule: messenger RNA, 4251 nt
Organism: Mustela erminea (ermine)
Lineage: Eukaryota; Metazoa; Chordata; Mammalia; Carnivora; Mustelidae
Gene: CHST2
Product: carbohydrate sulfotransferase 2
Exons: 2
Coding region: 296-1900 (534 amino acids)
Biological process (GO): sulfur compound metabolic process; carbohydrate metabolic process; N-acetylglucosamine metabolic process
Cellular component (GO): Golgi membrane
Molecular function (GO): N-acetylglucosamine 6-O-sulfotransferase activity
Source: RefSeq, a predicted model, not a curated record